Molecule: messenger RNA, 1965 nt
Organism: Brettanomyces bruxellensis
Lineage: Eukaryota; Fungi; Ascomycota; Pichiomycetes; Pichiales; Pichiaceae
Exons: 1
Coding region: 1-1965 (654 amino acids)
Biological process (GO): maturation of SSU-rRNA from tricistronic rRNA transcript (SSU-rRNA, 5.8S rRNA, LSU-rRNA)
Cellular component (GO): nucleolus
Molecular function (GO): protein binding
Source: RefSeq, a predicted model, not a curated record
AUGCCUCAAACGUUUGUAACUAGUGCAUUUAACCCAACUGGAAGCCAUGUUGCAUACGUUGUUCAAUCUUUAGAUGUACAAGUUUUAAAGGUGCAAUCCACUUCACAAGAUAAAUCUGCAUCAAAUGGUGUUAUUGUUCAUCCCAUCGAUAAGAAAGAGUACCCAGGUGUGAAAUGUUUAAAAUGGAUAUCCGAGGAUAUCCUUGCGUGUGUUUUUAACGGCUCGAAUAAACUCUUGAUACUAGACACAUCAAGCAAUGAAGUUGUCUCUGUUUUGAAAACGGAACAGCUAAUUUUAAGCAUUGCUGUCAGUACUAUUCAACGGGGAAGGGUUUUUGUUCUUGAUUCAAAUACAACAGUUAUUCAAUAUCAGUUGGAACCAAGCUUCUCGAGCUGGCGGUUGGAAAAGGCUACUAAGUUAGAGGAAGAAGUUAGCUCUACUACAGAUAUGAUCGAUUUCGAUGAAAGAUAUCUAUUUCUCUUUUCUAAUUCGGCAUAUGCUUUUGAUAAGCAGGAAGGUAAGAUUUGCGAUUUCAAGAACUUGUAUAUUAGCACUGUUAACAGUGCAGUUAAAUAUGAAGAUCAAAAUGGCGUUCCUUGGGUAAUAGUAUCUGCAAACAAUGAUCGAUUCAUAAAUACAGUUGGUGUCACCUCGGAUGGAUUAAUAAACAACUCGAAGCAAAUUUUGAUUACGGAAAACCCAAUUUUAGAACUUUGUCAUAAUAGCAUCAGCGAUCCAGACAUGGAAGUAAUAACAGCUCUUACAGAAAAUGGAGCCUUGGAGAUAUUUAACAAUCCGUUUGGAACCGAAGAUCCAUCGUCACAAAAUAAAAGCAAGAGAAGGAGAAGAAAUCAGGCUGUUAAAUCGAAGCGGUCUGAUGCUAAAAUAGUUCUUGACAGAGUGAAUGCCAGUGUAGAUAAUAAAUCAGAGGCUAUUUUCAUUGAAAAUGUGAGCAUCGGACCAAGGUAUCUCACUAUUUGUUAUCCGGAAGAUUCAAGCUACCUUUCGUUUACUAAGAAGGAAUGGUGGACCAGGUCAGACAAGAACUCUGAAUGUCAAUAUUCUGUUUUGAAAGAUGUGAAGAUUGUGAAGGAAAGAUCACUUGGAAAUUUGGAAAAGGAUAACCAGCAUUAUAACAGUGAUCGAUCGAGUGCAAAAGCAUACAAGGAAAAUUAUGCCAUAGUUGCAGGGGGUGAUGAUCUGCAGGAUUUAGAAAUUGGAGAGGCUGCAGAGAAUGAAGCUUUUGGCACAUUGGUGGAAAAGCUGCAGUCCACUGACAUCAAAGGCUUAAAUGCAGAUAAAAAUAGAUCGAAGAGGAAGCUCAAUGUUGGAUCAUUGUCUGUUGUUUUGUCACAAGCUCUUAAGUCAAACGAUCACGGCUUACUUGAGACAGUGUUGAAUAACUGUAGAGAUGAGGAAGUGAUAAAGAGCACCAUUUGCCGCUUGGACACAUCAUACAUUUUGACAUUGCUCAACAGGCUCAGUGAAAGAUUGAGUAGAGGCAAAGCAUCGAAAAACAAGCAGCAAUACCAGUUGCUUGACGCGUGGGUAAAAUACAUAUUGAUUUACCAUGGCUCUUACUUGAUAAGCCUUCCUAACUUAAAUGCAGACUUGGGUAUUUUAACAACAACAUUAAGGAGAAGAGCACGGAAUAUGGACAGAUUAAUGGAGUUGAAGGGUCGGCUUAGAAUGAUUGGUGAAUACUCCGCCGCAAAAAGAUUUAUAGAGCAAGGUCUUUCAGAAAACUAUUCUGGUAAAGCCACUGCUGAUAAAGAGGAGGAAGCCGCAGUUGAAUAUGUUGAAGCGUUGGAUGAUGCGGGAUUAGAGAGUGAUGAAGAUGAUGAUAAAGAUGAAAAUACAGAUGAUUCUGACGCUGCAGAUACAGCCCAAGUUGAAGAUGAUUCAGAGGAUGAUGCUGGUUCUGAGAUUACAGAUAACGAUACAGGAUUAAGCGAUGUGGAGUAG